ACAGUGUUAAGUGAACUCUGUAAAACAUUCCACAUCAUAUUAUUUGCUAAAAAUUGUAAUAUUCACCAGGACAGAAGUAACUGGAGUUUCCAGUAUUUUCUUUUUGUCGAAGAGAACACCAGGAAAUUAUUCAAUGACUAAAACUGUUAUAGUAAACAAAGAACAAUUCAAGUUUUUCUUGUCGGUUUUAAACAUAUAAAUAAGACACACGGACUAACUCUCCUCAGAACUGUUGACAGUUACGCGCCAAAUUUUGCGUGCCGUGUGGGACUAUUGGUGUAUGGUGGUAUUUGUAUAGAAAACGGGAACGAGAAACUUCAAGAUGUAGUCGUUUCACUACGCUAAUAUUUUUUUGCAUCGGCGCUGUGUUUCUCCCAGUUGCUCCCAAGGAUGAAUGGAGAGAGAGAUCAUGAGAUAACUAGUAUGGAAGAGAGGCAGCAGGUGUGGAAAGAGGACAGGAAAGAAGAAGACAAGAUAAAGCGAGCUGAGAAAAGAGGGGCCGGAGGAGGUAGCCUUACUGACGAGUGUUCGAGUGAUUCGGAGAUCGAUGACAGAGGUAUUGAGUUGAGUCAGGAAGAAGAAGAAGACGGAUUUGAAAGUUCGGACGACCAAGACAUCAUUCGAUUCGAACCCGACGGUUUCGUCGUCGACAGCAAGAAAAUGGUCGGGAGGAGGAAAGACGGGGAGGGGGUGGCCGUUACUACGAACGGCAAACGGUCCGUUAGUAACGGCGGUGGUGUGACUGGAGUCAGGAAAGAGACAAACGGGCGCGAUAAGAUCAAAGAAUUGCCGAAGACUUCUCCCCCGCACUCGGAAGCUAGACGGGAGAAUGGAAGAGAAACCAGGUCUCAUUCCGUAAGCAAAGGGCAGCAGCAGGUCUCGAAAACGCCGAGAAAGGCCUCUUUGGAAUCUCCCGCGGGCGUCACUAAGGUCGGCAGGUCACCCGGGAACGAGAGUGAAAGCAGAAUCAUCAGUAACAGGGAACGUAGGGCUAAUCGGGAAUCACCGCCGGGUAGUAAAUCGAAAUUGGGCGAGAAGGUUCCUCCGUCGAAAUCGAAACCAAAAACUCAGAAUCUCGAAAGAACCAAGAAGAGUUCGCCGACUCAGUCGCUGACCAAAACCAAAGGGAACGAAUCUCAGACUCGAUUGAUCGCCAAUACUCAGUCGAAACAAAGCGAGACGAACAGGAAGUCUCCCAGUGCCUCUUUCGAUACUCAGCAGAAACCGACUGCUAGGAAGGAGACGUCGGACGAAGAAUCAAAACCCACGAAAAAGUCAUUGGUAAGCGAUGCUCAGCUCAAAUUACAGGAAAGUCCCCCUCAGGCGAAGGCCCCACAGCCCCAGCCCAAGAGGCUGGCUACGCCCUUGCAUUCCAAACCGCUGGAAAUGGCCGUCGCCCCCUCUGACGUAGCGAAACGACAGGCGGCCCCGCGCCAGACCAAACCCCAAACUAGUACUACUGAGACGAAACAGCCCCAGCCUUCGCUUCCCGUCACCACAUCACCGUCAGAAGUUCUCAAGCAGGAGGUGAUUGCUAGCCUGAAGGAAUCGCAGAGGCAAAGGGCGUGCCCCACGGAGGAACCGGAGGGCGAAGGUCCCCAAAGCGAGUCAGGAACGACGUUUUCAAACCCUGUCGAAGAAACGAAACCGGACGAGGAAACCGCCCUUCUUGCGAAACCGACAGAACCGGAGACUCGCAACUCUUCUCCCGAGAAGACGCCAUCUUUGCCAUCUUCUUCGGGGCAGCAAACCAAGUCGCAGACGUACCCAGCGGGCUCCCGAAAGCCGCUAGCGUUUCCGAACGCGAGUUCGUGGAGAACGAUGCCCUCCUCCUCCUCCAAGUCGGGGGGCGUGUUGGAGAAAGUAAAUAUCUAUGAAACGUCGGAUUUGGUGCAGAAUUCAGCCUUCCGCUACUACACUGCUGGAGGCAUCAGCGUUGUGGUCGAUCCAGAGAGCGGGGUCCAGGAUGGCACCUGGAAACCCACCGAGGACGAAAGUACCCCCGUUGACUUUGUCACUGCUAAAGCGGGUGACUACAUCUGGAUCGAGCCCGUCUCCAGGAGGGAGUUCGAUGUGGCCAUCGGCGCCAGGGUAGUCAGCGCCGAAGGGAGGCGAAUCCAAGUUCAGGACGACGACGGGAAUGAGCAAUGGCUGACUCCAGAGCGCCGCAUCAAAGCCAUGCACCCGACCUCGGUGCAGGGCGUCGAGGACAUGAUCAGCCUGGGUGACCUCCACGAGGCCGGCAUCCUGAGGAACCUCCUCAUCAGAUAUAACGACAACCUCAUUUAUACGUAUACAGGUUCCAUUCUCGUAGCCGUGAACCCGUACCAGAUCCUGCCCAUCUACACGGUCGACCAAAUCAAAUUGUACAGAGGAAAGAAAAUUGGUGAACUUCCCCCCCACAUAUUCGCCAUCGGGGACAGCUGUUACAACAACAUGCGCAGAUUUAAGCAGGACCAAUGUAUAGUUAUCAGUGGAGAAUCCGGUGCUGGAAAGACGGAGAGCACGAAGCUGAUCCUCCAGUACUUGGCUGCCAUUUCUGGAAAACACUCCUGGAUCGAGCAGCAGAUUCUGGAGGCCAAUCCCAUCUUGGAAGCCUUCGGAAACGCAAAGACCAUCCGGAAUGACAACUCCUCCCGCUUCGGCAAGUACAUCGACAUCCACUUCACCAAGGACGGCGUCAUCGAGGGCGCGUCCAUCGAGCAGUACCUGCUGGAGAAGUCCCGCAUCGUGUCCCAGGGGCAGGACGAGAGGAAUUACCACGUCUUUUACUGCAUGCUGGCUGGAUUGACCCGAGAGGAGAAGCAGAAGCUGGAGGUGUCUGAUGCCUCCCAGUACAAGUACCUGACGGGGGGUGGAAGCAUCACUUGCGAAGGCCGAGACGACGCCAGGGAAUUCGCUGACAUUCGCUCAGCGAUGAAGGUGCUGAUGUUCAGCGACUCGGAGGUCUGGGAGAUCCUGAAGAUCCUUGCAGCCAUUCUCCACAUGGGCAAUGUCAAGUUCAAAGGGAAAGUGAUUGACAACCUCGAUGCAUCUGAGAUCCCAGACACGACCUCCCUGGUCAGGGUGGCGAAAUUCUUGGGAGUCGAACCUCGUGCCUUGAAGGAAGCUCUGACUACCAGGACCCUCUUUGCUCAAGGAGAGACUGUGGUAUCCAGUUUAAGCCACAGUCAAGCCACUGAUGUGAGGGACGCCUUCGUGAAGGGCAUCUACGGACGUCUCUUUAUCUGGAUUGUAUCCAAAGUCAACGCUGCCAUCUUCAAGCCCAAGUCCACUUUCAGGACUUCCAUCGGCGUUCUGGAUAUAUUCGGGUUUGAGAACUUCAAAACUAAUAGCUUCGAGCAGUUCUGCAUUAACUACGCCAACGAAAACCUGCAACAGUUCUUCGUGCAGCACAUCUUCAAACUGGAACAGGAGGAAUACAAUUCAGAGAACAUCAACUGGCAGCACAUAGAGUUCGUGGACAACCAAGACACCCUCGACCUCAUUGCAAUCAAGCAGCUCAAUAUCAUGGCUCUUGUUGACGAAGAGUCCAAAUUUCCAAAGGGCACAGACCAAACCAUGCUUCAGAAGCUACACAAGCAGCACUCUCGCCAUAAACAGUACCUCAAACCGAAGUCAGACCUCAAUGCCUCGUUUGGUAUCAAUCACUUUGCUGGUGUGGUCUUCUACGACACUAGAGGUUUCUUGGAAAAGAACAGAGACACUUUCAGUGCUGAUUUACUUCAGCUGAUCCACAAUACCUCAAACAAAUUCCUCCAGCAUCUUUUCAUUGAGGAUAUAGGAAUGGGAUCAGAAACCAGGAAAAGAGCUCCAACCCUCUCUGCCCAGUUCAAGAAAUCACUAGAUAUGCUAAUGAAGACUUUGUCAUCUUGUCAACCCUUCUUCAUAAGAUGCAUCAAACCAAAUGAAUUUAAAAAACCAAUGCUCUUUGACCGUGAGUUGUGCUGCAGGCAGCUCAGAUACUCCGGCAUGAUGGAAACCAUUCGUAUCAGAAGAGCUGGAUACCCUAUUCGCCACACUUUCAGGGAAUUCGUCGAACGUUAUCGCUUCCUCAUUAAUGGAUGUCCUCCUGCGCAUAAGGUGGACUGUAGAGCUGCCACCAGUAAGAUUUGCCAGCAAGUGCUGGGUAGAGCAGAUUAUCAGCUGGGUCACACGAAGGUGUUCCUCAAGGAUGCCCAUGACCUCUUCCUUGAGCAGGAGCGUGACCGAGUUCUGACGAAGAAAAUUACUAUCCUGCAGCGAUGUGUCAGGGGAUGGUACUACAGAAGAAGAUUCCAGAAGAUGCGAGAAAGUGCUAUCAUCAUCCAAAAGUUCUAUCGUGCUCAUGCCCAGAAGAGACGUUACCAGCACAUGAGAGUUGGGUACAUGAGACUCCAAGCCCUUAUUCGCUCCAGAGUGGUAUCCCAUCGGUUCAGGCAUCUCCGAGGUCACAUUGUUUCAUUGCAAGCAAGAUGUCGAGGGUACCUUGUCAGGAGAGAAUUCCACCGCAAGUUAUGGGCUGUCACUAAGAUUCAAGCUCACGUUCGUGGUCUCAUUGCCCGUCGUCAGUACAGAAAGCUCAAGAUGAGAGUAGAAGCUGCCAGGCUUAAAGAAGAGGAAGAAAGAGCACUUCGUAAACAGAUGGACAAACGAAAGGCGAAGGAGAUUGCAGAAAUGAAGUAUAAGGAAAGAAUUUCAGAAAUGGAACUGGCAGAGCAGUUGCGCGACCGAGAAGAGAAGGAAAUGAUGGACCUCAAACGGCAAAAGAUAAGGGAAGCUGAGAGGCAACGGGACGAGCCCAUCGAUGACUCGAAGCUCGUUGAGGAAAUGUUCGAUUUCUUGCCUGAUUCUUCUUCAGAAGCCCAGGCGCCUCCUGUUCACUUUAAGCAAGGAAUGUAUGACCUACCGGCAGGUGGCAAGGGAACCGUUUCUGGAGAUGACAUCAUUUCAGCCAUUCCUCGACCCUCGGGUGACCACGAGGAUCUUUCUGAGUACAAAUUCCAGAAAUAUGCCUCCACGUAUUUCCAAGGAAACGUUACCCACCAGUAUUCACGAAAACAGCUCAGACAACCUCUUCUGCAACUACAGACUCAGGGAGAUCAGUUGGCUGCGUUAGCACUAUGGGUCACCAUCCUUCGAUUCAUGGGUGACAUGGCUGAACCCAAGUAUCACAUGAUGGACAGGGACAACACAUCUGUGAUGUCUAAGGUUUCAGCAACACUGGGAAGAAACUUCAUCAAGAGCAAAGAGUUCCAGGAAGCACAGAUGAUGGGGAUGGAUCCUAAUGCUUUGUCUGCUUCCUCACAGGUGGUCUACAUGUCUCAGAAAAACCGCAGCAUACGCCACAAGCUGGUUUCAUUAACUCUUAAGAGAAAGAAUAAGUUGGGUGAUGAUGUGAGGAGGCGCUUGCAGGAAGACGAGUACACGGCAGAAAGUUAUUCUUCGUGGCUAGAUUCAAGACCAACGUCAAAUCUAGAAAAACUUCAUUUCAUUAUUGGACAUGGCAUCUUAAGGGCAGAACUGAGAGAUGAAAUCUACUGCCAGAUUUGUAAACAAUUAAGCAAUAAUCCCUCCAAAUCAUCGCAUGCCCGAGGCUGGAUCCUCCUCUCCUUGUGUGUGGGAUGUUUUGCUCCAUCUGAGGACUUCGUCAAGUACCUCCUCUCAUUCAUUCGUGAGGGACCUCCCGGAUAUGCCCCAUACUGUGAAGAGAGACUGAUGAGAACUUUUGCAAAUGGCACCAGAAACCAGCCUCCUAGUUGGUUAGAGUUACAGGCUACUAAGUCCAAGAAACCUCUGAUGCUCCCUAUAACUUUCAUGGAUGGCAACACAAAAACACUGUAUGCAGAUUCAGCAACAACUGCAAGAGAGCUGUGCAAUCAGCUCUCAGAUAAAAUUGGCCUGAGAGACCAGUUUGGUUUUUCAUUGUAUAUUGCUUUAUUUGAUAAGGUUUCAUCUCUUGGAAGUGGAGGAGAUCAUGUCAUGGAUGCCAUUAGUCAGUGUGAACAGUAUGCCAAAGAACAAGGGGCCCAGGAGAGAAAUGCCCCUUGGAGACUCUUCUUCAGGAAGGAGAUCUUCGCUCCUUGGCACGAUCCAACGGAGGACCCAGUUGCAACAAAUCUGAUUUAUCAGCAGGUGGUUCGAGGAGUGAAGUUUGGUGAAUACCGAUGCGACAAGGAUGAAGAUCUUUCUAUGAUCGCUGCUCAACAGUAUUAUAUAGAGUUUGGUACGGACAUGAAUACAGAUAGGCUUUUCAAUAAUCUUCCCAGCUACAUCCCUGAUUACUGUGUAUCAUCAGGGGACAAAGCAAUAGACAGAUGGGCCAAUAUGGUUGUGGCUGCUUACAGGAAAAGUUAUUAUGUUAAGGAGAGAGUCCAGUCUCUUAAAGUGAAAGAGGAUGUAGUCAGUUAUGCCAAGUUUAAAUGGCCUCUCCUCUUCUCCAGAUUCUAUGAAGCUUUCAGGUACUCUGGUCCCAACCUUCCGAAGAAUGACGUCAUUAUUGCUGUGAAUUGGACUGGUGUUUAUGUCGUAGACGAUCAAGAACAAGUGUUGUUAGAAUUGUCCUUCCCAGAGAUCACAACAGUCUCUUGUAAUAAGACGCAGAAAGUUUAUACACAGACAUUUACUCUGUCGACAGUGAGGGGAGAAGAGUUCACUUUCCAAAGCCCCAAUAGUGAAGAUAUUAGGGAUUUAGUUGUAUAUUUCUUAGAGGGACUGAAGAAGAGAUCCAAAUUUGUGAUUGCACUGCAAGAUUAUAAAGCACCAGGAGAGAAUUCGUCCUUCCUAACUUUCAACAAGGGCGACCUUAUCUUACUGGAGGAGGAUUCAUCAGGAGAAACCGUAAUGAACAACGGUUGGUGUGUUGGGCGAUGCGAGAGAACAUCCGAAAGGGGCGACUUCCCAGCCGAGACUGUUUACGUUCUUCCAGCUGUGACUAAACCUCCACAUGAUAUUUUGGCGCUGUUCACAGCCGAAGGCGCCGAGCAUGGUCGCAAGCUGUUCACGCCUCAGCUCAACGGCACAGACUCCCAGGAGAAGCCCUAUACUUUGGAGGAGUACUCCCUGGACCACUUCAGACCUCCACCCAAACGCACAGUGUCCCGGGCCAUCGCCCUCUCAUCAGCUCGUCGUCCAUCAAACGAAACCCUGUGGAAGUAUUCCCGGGACCCCAUCAAACAGCCUCUCCUGAAGAAGCUACUGCACAAAGAAGAGUUAGCUCAAGAAUCUGUCUACGCCUUCAAUGCAAUCCUCAAAUAUAUGGGAGACCUGCCCUCCAGAAGGAACCGACAAGGGAAUGACCUCACUGACCAAAUUUUCGAUGGGCCCCUUAAACAUGAAAUUCUCAGAGAUGAAAUUUACUGUCAAGUAAUGAAACAGCUGACAGAAAACAGAAAUCGGCUGAGUGAAGAAAGAGGUUGGGAACUUAUGUGGUUGGCAACCGGUCUGUUCGCUUGCUCACAAAAUCUUGUCAAGGAGCUCACCCAGUUUCUGAGGACUAGACGCCACCCAAUAGCACAGGAUUCACUUCACCGUCUCCAGAAGACCCUCAAGCAAGGCCAGAGAAAGUACCCACCCCAUCAAGUAGAAGUUGAAGCUAUACACCACAAGACUACUCAGAUCUUCCAUAAGGUUUACUUCCCUGAUGACACUGAUGAAGCUUUUGAAGUAGACUCCUCCACAAGGGCAAAAGACUUCUGUGCUUCCAUCGCUCAUCGUCUCAACCUCAAGAGCUCCGAAGGUUUCUCACUCUUUGUGAAGAUUGCAGACAAAGUCAUUUCAGUUCCAGAGGGUGAUUUCUUCUUUGACUUUGUGAGGCAUCUGACAGACUGGAUCAAGAAAGCCAGACCUUCAAGAGAUGGCACAACCCCGCAUUUCACAUACCAGGUCUUUUUCAUGAAAAAAUUAUGGACAAACACUGUACCUGGGAAGGACCGCAAUGCCGAUAUUAUAUUCCACUUCCAUCAAGAGCUUCCCAAGCUUCUCAGAGGAUAUCAUCGCUGCACAAAAGAUGAAGCUGCCAGACUAGCAGCUCUUGUGUACAGAGUUCGUUUUGGCGAGAGUAAAGCAGAGUUAGCACACAUUCCAACAAUGUUACGAGACCUCAUACCUGCUGACCUAGCUAAAUCUCAGAGUACGAAUGAAUGGAAGAAGGUUAUAGUCCAGCAUUAUAACAAUGAUGCAGGAAUGAGUCCAGAAGAAGCCAAAAUUGCAUUCCUUAAAGUUAUCUACAGAUGGCCAACCUUUGGUUCUGCUUUCUUCGAGGUCAAGCAAACAACUGACCCCAACUACCCUGAACAUCUUCUAAUAGCCAUCAACAAACAGGGAGUGUCUCUUAUUCACCCAACAACAAAGGAAAUUCUGGUCACCAAUCCCUUCACGAGAAUAAGCAACUGGUCGUCAGGCAACACGUACUUCCACAUGACCAUAGGAAACCUCGUUAGGGGCUCUAAACUGCUAUGUGAAACCUCUCUUGGUUAUAAAAUGGAUGAUCUCUUAACAUCUUAUAUAUCUUUAAUGUUAACUAAUAUGAAUAAACAAAAGACUCUACGAAUUAAAUAAAAGCUCAAAACGUUUCCUGGGGAAGAGGGGUGGUGUCACACUAGAAGUAAUUUGAGAGUAUUUUUUAAUGAAUAUUGAAUUGUAUCUUAUUUGUGAAAUGUAAAAUACUGUACCUUUCAUAAUGACUGUUCUGUUCACUGAGGUAUAAAACAAAACUUUUUAUAUCGGCUUGAUUUUAAAAGAUCAAGAAAAAAACUACAAUGAAAUGUAAAUUACUUUGCAAGUUUAAGGUUGAGGGCAAGAUUCUGAGUUUUGAAAUGGUUAAUCACAAAUCAUAUUGCAACAAAAAUUAAUUAGCAAAUGAAGGCAUCUACAAUUGAAGGGGGAAAAUCCAGUACUGUACAGUAAUUACCUGGAUUCUUUCUGCUACAUUCAAACUUUGUUGAAUAUUGAAUGAAUUACACUUGUUUUCUGAAUACUUUAAGCUAUUCCUAUUCUGUGAUUUUAGUGUAAUAUUCAUCUCAUUUGUUUGUUCUUUAUAUCUUUUUAUAUUACUAUAAAAAAUUGGAAAUUCUAUAUCAUUAUGUACAUUGUGGUCAUACAUAUAGUCUCAAAGUUUUAACAUUUUUGUUCUUUGCCUUUUGUUAGUGCACUGAAAUAUAUAUUUCCUCUUAAUGUUGCUUAUCGUCACUUAAAAACUCUAAAGUUUUGAUAUGACAUUUUCAUUAUGUAUUUAUUCAGGCCUUUUUUUUAUACAUUUAGGUCCAAUUAUUCUUUUAAGUUUUCAUCCUCACCGUUUCAAAAGUGACCCAUGUGAGGGAUGAAGUUUAGAUCCUAUGGUUUUUGUGUGUUGUGUAUAUAUUGUUUAUUGGUUUUUAAAAUUUCCCUAUGUAAUUACAUAUUUUAUCUGUUACACUUCUAUCUUUCACAGCAUCUAUUUCAUGAAAUGUCACAACUUUGUUGCACAUACAAGAAGUUCACUUAAUAAAGCCAGCAGUAAUGCGAGUCGUACUGUAUUUAGGUUUGUUCAUUGAACCCUGAUAUAACUUGUGGUAAAACCAAAGAAUCAGUAAUAAAUCAAUCGGUCAUACAUAUUGACAAGAAAAUAACCACUGUCAUUAUUAGUUGGUUCAGACAAUAAAAUAAAAUAUUACAACAGUUAAGAGUCAAUCAUGAACCACCAAACCUUAGUAAAUGCCUUAGAAAAUGAAACUAAUCAUGUACUGUACAGCACUUACCAUAUCCUAAGUAUUCUUACUGUAAAUAUUACAGAAGAACAUAAGCAAAAAUCAGGGGAUCAUUGUUGAUAGUUUAAAGAACUCUAUAUGAAGACUUGAAGUGAAGUAUCUUCAGAAUUGAUUCAGUGAUAAAUUUUUUAAUAGUAAAGUGUUUUAAGUCAAGAUGGUCUGAGUCACACUAUGUUAAGUCUUGAUUUACAGUGAAUAUGAAAAUAUGAAAUGAAUAAUUUAAGGCAAUAAUGAUCCACUAGUGUAUUAAAUUGCAAGGCAGUAAAUGGAAUUCUGGACUACAAUAUUUCAGACUCACAGCUAUGCAACAAUAUAAGAAUUAUCUGUCCAUGUACAGCAGUGCUAUUUUGAAAUCUGUAUGAUGUUGACAUUGUUGUAUCAUUAUUUUGUAAUGAUUUAUCAAUAAAUCCUUGGCAAUAA
Macrobrachium nipponense is the source of this 10145-nucleotide messenger RNA. RefSeq names its product myosin-VIIa-like (gene ck). Gene Ontology annotation, cellular component: cytoskeleton; myosin complex. Bases 391 to 8538 code for a protein of 2715 amino acids. Lineage: Eukaryota; Metazoa; Arthropoda; Malacostraca; Decapoda; Palaemonidae. The record is from RefSeq and is a predicted model, not a curated record. Gene Ontology annotation, molecular function: cytoskeletal motor activity; protein binding; ATP binding. The transcript is spliced from 38 exons.